Micropterus salmoides (largemouth bass) is the source of this 3247-nucleotide messenger RNA. Its product is annotated as nuclear factor 7, brain-like. The transcript has a single exon. Gene Ontology annotation, molecular function: zinc ion binding; protein binding. The record is from RefSeq and is a predicted model, not a curated record. Lineage: Eukaryota; Metazoa; Chordata; Actinopteri; Centrarchiformes; Centrarchidae. The coding region runs from base 1673 to 3070 and encodes 465 amino acids.
UUAAAUAACAUCACAGAGUACGGUCUAGACCUGCUCUUUUAUGAAAAGCGCUGUGAGAUAACUGUUGUUGUGAUUUGGCGCUAUAUAAAUAAAAUUGAAUUGAAUUGAAUUGAAUUGAAUAGAAAUCCUUACACGACUGGCCAAACUCAUAAAGACAGAUUUAUUUUUUUCCAUUUAGGUUUGGACCUAAAGUAUAAACAAAUUCAGUUUCUGAUCAAUAAUAUCAUCAUUACUAAACAUUCUGUACACAAAGCCCAUCAUGGAAUGUGCUCAGAAAUGAGUCCAAAGUUCUGCUUACGUCAGAUUAAGGCUUGAUGUCUGUUUAUUUUUCCAACGUACUAAUUUUAUUUAGUUAUUUUGUUGUUGUAAUAAAUAAAAAUGUUGUAAAGCCCAUGGCUGAUUAGAUUUUGUGUUUCCCCCAAUCUAAAUAAAAAAACAGAAAAUGUCUCCAGAAUGCAGGAAAUAAAGAGUUAAAUGCAAACAGUGCAAACAGCGGCUGCCGUCAGAUUAUCCGGCUGUGACAUGGACCAGAGCGUUCAGACCUGCCCGCUGGGUUUACUUUUUACUUUACUACUUUGGGACUUGGUAAUGAAUUUAAAGCUGAUGGAGUCACAUCCUUAAAUUUAUCAGAUAAAUAUCUAGUGUAGGAAUUUCUGCCUAAUGGCGUGAAAACCAGCAACAGGAACUCAAAAGUUAUUAAUAUUAUUUCAUCUGUGUUUACGUUAGGCCAUGGAGCCGGAACAGCUGAUCCAGACCCAACAGGACCAGAUUCAAAGGUCUGUUCAACACGGCCAGAAUGACACUCACUCGUCCACUUUCACAGUUCUUCUGAUGGAUUCCCAGACUUUAAUGUGACGAACCCCCACAGUCUGUGUGCUGAGCUCCAGCACCCCUUCAUCAGCACUAAACGUCUUUAUGUGAACUGAUUUUAAACUGGAUGUUAUUUAACAGUUUUCAUUCUAAAGACCUUUAACAGCAGAAUUCCCAGAAUAAGCAGCGAGUCUCAAACUGACGCCCGUGGGUCUCGACCAUGUGUCCAUAUGUGAGGACUUGAGAGUGAGAACGGGUUGCUUACAUGGUCCAAACCACCGUUAAGCGGAGUUCCUGGUGACUCAACGCUGCCUUCUGUUGUUGUGGGGAAAUGCAGCCAGAACAGUGUUACACUAAGAAAGGAACAACACACAACUACACAUUCAUUUCUUUAAACUCUCUAUUUGAACUUUUCUCAUUUCAAAAUGUUCCCAUGUGUUCCAGUCAGCUGAGCUCCGUCACAAUCUACUAACAAGACGGGAUUAUCUGGACAUUUUAUUGUUACUGCAGAUGGAAAAAUAAGAGCCAAUCCUGUGUGUUCAUACUCUGAAGAGACUCCGCCCCUCACAUGACUUCCUGAGACAAACCAGGAAACACGGUCAGACGGUAAGACUCCCCUUCAGACCAGAACCAGCACUUCCACUGAGAGAGGACAGCUACAGGAGGGAUACUGGGAAUACUGGGAAUACUGGGAAUACGAGCACUUCAACCUGCUGCUGAAUCCACAAACUGAACAAGAGUUUGACGAGAACAAAGACUCAAAGUGAAGGUAACUUUCAGGGCCGUUACUGAAGGAGGGAGUGGCUGACUGUUUCCUGUCUGAGCGUCUGCUGCUGUGACUUCAGCUUCACUCAGAGACUAAAUGGCUUCCAGAUUAGAGGAAGAUCUCUGCUGUCCUGUCUGCCAGGACAUCUUUAAAGAUCCUGUCAUCCUGUCAUGUUGCCACAGCUUCUGUAAAGGCUGUCUGCAGAGCUGGUGGACAGAGAGAGGAAGUCAGGACUGUCCAGUUUGUAAGAGGAGACAUUCAAAGGAUCAUCCACAUACUAACUUUUUAUUAAAGAGCCUGUGUGAGAGUUUCCUACAGGAGAGAGAUCAGAGAGCUUCAGAGGCUCUCUGCAGUCUGCACUCUGAGAAACUCAAACUCUUCUGUCUGGACCAUCAGCAGCCAGUGUGUGUCGUCUGCAGAGACUCAGAAAAACACAUCAACCACAGAUUCAGACCCAUCAAUGAAGCUGCACGACAACACAAGAAGGAACUUCAGGAAACUCUGGAGCCCUUAAAGGAGAAGUUAAAGGUUUGUGAACGAGUUAAAGUGGAGUUUGAUCAAACAGCAGAACACAUGAAGGUCCAGGCCCGACACACAGAGAGGCAGAUUAAGGAGCAGUUUAAGAAGCUUCAGCAGUUUCUAGAGGAGGAAGAGGAGGCCAGGAUGGCUGCACUGAGGGAGGAAGAGGAGCAGAAGAGUCAGAUGAUGAAGGAGAAGAUGGAGGCUCUGAGCAGACAGAUAGCAGCUCUUUCAGACACAGUCAGAGCCACAGAGGAGGAGCUGAGAGCUGAAGACGUCUCAUUCCUGCUCAACUACAAGGCUGCAGUGGAAAGAGUCCAGCAGCGCCCCCUGCUGGAUGAUCCACAGCUGCCCUCAGGAGCUCUGAUAGACCAGGCCAAACACCUGGGCAACCUGACCUUCAACAUCUGGAACAAGAUGAAGGACAUGGUCUCCCACACUCCUCUCAUUCUGGACCCAAACACUGCUGAUCCAGAACUCAUCCUGUCUGAAGAUCUGACCAGUGUGAGACGAGGAGGAGAGAGACAGCAGCUUCCUGACAAUCCAGAGAGGGUUGAUCAUUACUACUCUGUCCUGGGCUCUGAGGGCUUUAACUCAGGGACUCACAGCUGGGAUGUCGAGGUUGGAGACAAUACAGACUGGGAACUGGGUGUGUUAGCAGAGUCUGUCCAGAGGAAGAAAGACAUACGGUCUGGAUUAUGGAGAAUAUGGUUCUAUAGAGGUAAAUACUCAGCUCAGUCACCAUCAGCUCGACCCACUGUUCUCAGCGUGCAGAAGAAGCUCCAGAGGAUCAGAGUGAAUCUGGACUGGAACAGAGGAAAGCUGUCGUUCUCUGAUCCUGAUACUAACACACACAUACACACCUUCACACACACUUUCACUGACAGGAUGUUUCCAUAUAUUUACACUUUGGAUAAACUCCCACUGAAGGUUUUACCAGCGAAGGUCUUUGUGACUGUAGAACAACAGAGAUAGAUGAUGAUGAUGAUGGUGAUGGUGAUGCUGAUGACUAAAUGUUGUAGUUUUCAUUGUGUUGUUUCUGCUGAUAUGUUUAACAUGAAGUUGUCAUAUCUGAUCUAACAGAGAACCAGUGAAUUAAAGACUUCCUGAGUUUUAAGGAUGUAAAUAAUGACAGUUUAUCAAACUGCUGUA